Messenger RNA from Puccinia graminis f. sp. tritici CRL 75-36-700-3, 1968 nucleotides. RefSeq names its product alphaK A1. Bases 1 to 1968 code for a protein of 655 amino acids. NCBI's taxonomy places the organism in Eukaryota, Fungi, Basidiomycota, Pucciniomycetes, Pucciniales, Pucciniaceae. The record is from RefSeq and is a predicted model, not a curated record. Gene Ontology annotation, biological process: protein phosphorylation. Gene Ontology annotation, molecular function: ATP binding; protein serine/threonine kinase activity. The transcript is spliced from 5 exons.
AUGCCUACGUGCAACAGGUGCACCAAGUUCUUUAAUCAGCUGCAGUUUGGCUGGUGCUUUGAAUGUCUCGGGUCCCAUGUGGCUAUUAAUCCAGAGAAUCGACCCAACAACUUUCAUGCUCCUCCUUCCAACAUAUACAAUGUUGUGCCACCCGCUCCGCCAUGGACUCCUUCCCAGCCAGUUCCAUCCACUCAGGCCUCAUCACAAGUGUUGCAAGUACCAAUCCACGCAUCACAGCCCAUAUCGCACCCUGCUGCUCUAGUUGCACCAACCCCUCCCAAUCCUGCAUGCGCGGGAUCCAAUGCCUAUUUCCGGGGUGCUGUAAAAGAAAAGCGUCGCAAGAAUGCGGCACCUACACCCUAUGCUAGAAAGAGCAAGGCAACAUCGCAGGCCAGUACUGAAGAAGAGCAUACCCUCAACAUUGAUUCACCGAACUUGUAUGAAGAUCUUCAACGGCGCCUAUGGGAUUUGUUAUCCCCCGAGCUCUUGAGUAGACAGCUGGUUGAAAUGCUUCCCGAGAAUCCACUCCAGUACACCUCUUUGAGCCAUAACCAAAAUGUGCUUGACCUUCCAACCCUCUUACUACUGGUGAAAAAGUCGACGGUGAAGAGACCAGCUCAUAUCGAUCUCACUUAUGAAGACCCCACCGAUGAACUUCCAACUAGUAUCAAUACAAGUACUUCAACCUCUAGAACUACCCGGAUCACUCGUACACGUGCAACUCCUCACAAUCCAAAAGAUCUAGCUUCUGUGAAUCUGACUUCGGUAGCCAGCAACGACACAUGGGCACUAGGUGGUACUGCAGGAACUAUCCUGGCCCGUGGAGAUGCAAGCCUAUCCACCCACUUGAAUUACCUUGGAAAACCCCUCGCCGCAUCCAUCAACAUCAACCCCGAGGGUUGGGUUGUUGCCCAAAGGUUGAAUUUCAACCGUAGUGACAGCAAUUAUGUAAGGAAUCGGGCAUCUCAUGUCUACCAGUACCUUCAAGCAACUACAGUUCCAAUCACGAUCAAAGUCGACAAAUCCUCACUGGUCGGCCAGGGUAGCAUGCGCAAAGCCUAUUCAGCCCAAGUUAGGACCGAGGCUCAGCAUGGACAACAACGUAUCACUAAUUGGGUAGCUAAAGUUCGAUAUCAUGACACUAUUCCUGAUUUGAGGAAACAUGCGACAGAUGCUCGAAUGUACGAGGCCUGUGGACACCUACUUCGAGCUUACCAAGAAGCAAUCAAGAAUUCCAAUAGUUCACUGCUCACUUCAGUCCUUCGAAAGAAGGCCAAUGCUUUUGAACUUGUUCGACACUGCAUUGUAUUUGUGGGCGAGGAAAGCUUCCCCUCAGAAGUAUAUUUCUUAGAGGCCGCUCUCUCCGGCAGCUAUGUGAAGUACUCAAGCAAUGUGAACUUUGCAGUCACAUCCAAUCAACCUGGAUUGGACAUCGAUAACUUAAUGCUCAUGUCAGCGUUUACACACUGGUCAUAUGUAAACUCCAAAGGGAAUAGUCUUAUAUGUGAUCUUCAAGGUGCUGGUUCGAUCAUCACUGAUCCUCAAAUACUGGAUCGAGAUAAUGGCCGUUGGGCCGAUGGUAACAAUGCCUCAGAAGGCAUCAAACAAUUUGUCGACAAUCACCGAUGCAACAAGGUUUGUGAGGCCUUAAAAUUUCAGCCUCCAGAUCAACUGGUUCCAGUCUCAAGCAGCCAAACCGAAAUCAGGAACUCGGCAACUCAACUCCGGACUGUCAUGAGGCCUGGACCAGCUCGGUUGGCUUCAGUCCCUAAUAGAUCCUUACCUCACCGAGCGUCCUUAGCAGAUUUAUUACAUUCUGACAAUACCCGUCCCACCGGUGAUUUUUUCAACUCUCAGGUAAGGGAGGAUGAAGAUGUAAAUGAACCCCUUCCCGAGGUGCAUACGUUUUUACCACCCAUGAAUCGCCCUAGAGCAGACAAUUACACCCAGAAUACAUGCACCAGUUAG